This is a messenger RNA of Alligator mississippiensis (American alligator), 3135 nucleotides long. It is a transcript of the gene AP5B1, whose product is annotated as adaptor related protein complex 5 subunit beta 1. Lineage: Eukaryota; Metazoa; Chordata; Crocodylia; Alligatoridae. The transcript is spliced from 4 exons. Gene Ontology annotation, cellular component: lysosomal membrane; AP-type membrane coat adaptor complex. Gene Ontology annotation, biological process: endosomal transport. The coding region runs from base 283 to 3120 and encodes 945 amino acids. The record is from RefSeq and is a predicted model, not a curated record.
GGGGAGCAGUGACGUCAGGGGAUUCCCUCCGGGGGCGGGGCCGUUUGACGGAGAAUCCCUCCAGCCCUCCCCGGUGCUUGAGGUGACGUCAUAAGGACCCCCGGGGGCGGGGCGAUAGCUUGCGGGGCCGGGGGGUGGGAACAAAAUAAAGUGACGUCACGGGGCGGGGCCUCUCCGCGGGGGAGUAAUCCCCGUUGCAGGGGCGGGUGGCAGUGAUGUCACGGGGACCCCCUGCUGACGUUGGCGGAAGCAGGAAGUGCUGAAGAGGCGCCCGAGGCCGCCAUGGGGGCGCGCAGCGGGGAGACGUGGGCGCAGCUGGUGGGCGCCUUCCGGGCCAGCCCCGGCGCUUUCCUGGCCACCCGCGGCCCCGACGAGCCCUUCUUGCCCGAGGUGCUGCAGGACCUGGGGGCCGAGCGGCUGAGCGAGCAGACCAAGCUCUCCCUCCUGUCCCUGCUGCUGGAGUUCCCCACCCUGCUGUACCCAGACCCAGGCUCAGGCGAGGCCGCGGGCGCCUCCCUCCUGGCCACCUACGCCCACCUGCCGCCCCGGCCCGCCGGCCCCCCGCUGCUGCGCCAGCGCCUCCUGCUGGCGGCCGGCACCGUCCUGCUCUGCUCCGACGCCUUCGGCCCAGGCUCCCGCGCCUCCCGGGACUACGCCUCCCUGCUCCUGCACCUGGCCUCCGACCUCAACGACCAGCGCCAGGGCCCCGGCGCCCACGGGCUGCGGCUGACGGCGCUCGAGUGCCUGCGGGAGCUGGAGACCUGCUGCCCGGGGCUGCUGGCGCGGCGCCUGGACUCGCUGCGCUCCAUGCAGCGGCAGGAGGCCAGCCCAGCGCACCAAUCCUACGCCCUGCUCUACAGCCUGGCGCUGCGCAACGCCGUGCUGGGCCUUGCCCGCCGCGACCACGGGGGCCUGGCCGACCUGCUGGCCAGCAACGAGGGGCUGGCAUGGGAGGCUGCGAGCGCGGCCAGCGCCGUGAGCCCCGGGGAGGCUGACCGGCUGGAGCUGCUGGCAGCACCGGGGGAGACGAAGGAGCUGCGGUCGGUGCUGUCCCCGCUGCUGGAGGCUUCGGCCCUGCUCUCGCCGGUGGCGCAGGCCCACGUGCUGUGGCAGCUGGCGCAGGCAGUGGGCGUGAUCCGCACCCAGUCCCCAGCCGUCUUCAAGGCCCCGCUGGUGCGGCUCUUCGGCACGGCGCAUGCGGCGCUGCUGCACGCCAGCCUGCGGCUCAAAGCCCUUUUCACCGACAGCCUCUUCACGGCCGAGGACGAGGCCUUUCUCCUGCGGCGCCUGGUGGCGUUGGCUGGGCACCCGGCCCUGCCCUCGCCCCUGCGCCUCUUCUACCUUGACUGCCUGCUCUGCUUCCCCGAGAACCGGCCCCUGGGCUCUGAGGGUGUCCCUGUGCUGCUCACCCCCCGCCUGGCCGCCAGCCUUGUGCCCUCCGUCUUCCAGGACCCGGGCACCGUGCUGGCCCGCUGCCACCUCUUCAGCCUGGUCUGCCUGGAGAACCCAGGGCCCGAGGCCGACAGGGGUGUAGGGGUCUUGUUCGAGCAGCUCCUGGCGCUGGCGGGGGUCGUGGCGGGCUGGGGGGCGGCAGCGAGAGGGGGAGCAUCUGAGGGGGGCUGGGAUUUGGGGUCCAGAGGGGUUCAGGAUGGGGGGCCUGGGGUGGGCUGGGAUAGGGGGUCUGCAGGGGUCCAAGACUGGGGGUCUGUGGGGGGCCGCGGGGCCCGGGAGGCAGCAGUGCUGUUCUUCCGCUCUGCCUACCUCUUCGUGCGCUACUUUGGCUCGCAGGCGGGGCACGGGCCAGAGCUGGCGGCCGCCCUGGCCCGGCUGUAUGGCCACUGCCCCGCACUGGCCCCUCACUUCCUCAACCUCCUGGCCGAGACCCGGGCAGCCCUGGACGACCCCGCGUGGCCGGCGGCGCUGGCCGGAGCCCUGCAGGAGCUCAUCGUGGGCCAGCCCCCACGGCCCCGUGACCUCCCCUGGCACCUCCGGGUGCUGUCCCACGUGGCCGGGGCGCCAGGGGUGCCAGUGGGAGCUGCGGCGAGCUACGUGCAGCGCCUGGCGUGCUUGGCUAGGGCUGGCCGCCUGGGGGGUUGGCGACCCGGCCAGGCUCUGCUGGGCGUCUGCCGGACUCUGCUGCAGCGCCCGGGCGGUGCCGGGCCGCCCCUGGCCGCACUCCUGGAGGAGCUCGCCUGGGGCUACCCGGACGUGGACGUGCAGCACCGAGCGCGCUUCUACCGUGCCCUGCUGGCCUCGCUGGGGGCCGAGAAGCUGGGGGCCGUGCUGGCCCCUGCUGGGCGCCUCCAGGCCCGCACCCUCUCGUCCUCGCUGGUGGCCGAGAGCGAAAGCUUUACCGCCGCCCUCACGGUGCACCCGGCGCCCCACGUCCCGCUGCGCCUAGAGCGCCAGGCCCUGCCAGCGGCUGGUGCGCCGCUCCGAGUGCGUGGGGUGGCCGAGGUGGCUGCAGAGAUCUCGACCCCGGCGGCUCCUCUGCCCUUGAGCCUGGGCUACCGGGUGCUGCACGCUGGGGACCCCCCGGAGCCACUCUUGUGCCUCCUGCUGCGGUUCGAAGCCGGCAGCGGCUACGGCCCCGUGCCGGACAUCCACGUGCCCUGUCUCCGCGCUGGGCACCCGCCGCCUGCCCUCACCCUGCAGCUCCAGCCCCGGGCCCCCUACCCCACCUGGGUGGAGGUCACGGCUCUCUACAGCACCCCGGGCGGCCUCACCUACAGCUGCCGCCUGGCGCCCUUGGAGGUCUCCUUCCCCGACCUCUUCCAGCCGCUGGCGUUGCCCCCGGAUUGGGACCUCCCGACCCGCCGGCACCUCUUCCAGGCCCUGUGGGAUGCCCUGGGCCCCGGGGCCGAGAGCCUGGUGAGCUGGGCCCAGCUGCAGCAGCCCGUGGCCAGCCUGGUAGAGAGCGUCUUCGCGAGGUACCUGGUGGCGCCGGGCUCUGGCGCCUGCGAGGUGGGGCUGGCUCUGCCGCCCCGGCACCGGGUGCUGCUCCGGGCGCGGGAGGCCACCGGCGGAGGGGCAGCGUGCGUGGCUCUGCGCACUGACCACUGGGGGGCGCUGCCUCUGCUGGGGAAGUACCUGCGGGAGGUGGGGGGAGAGGGGGGCUGAUCUAGGGUGGGGGUC